AUGGUUCAGUGGAGGUUAUGCGAUGCUUCUAGCAAGGCCAUACUAGCAGAGAUGAUGGAUCGAGAUUCAUCCUAUUCUUCAAUUCCAACCACCCCUAUAGAGUUUUUUUCUACUACAUUACCUUCUCCCCCAUCACCGCGGUCAUCGGUUAAUCAUAACAAUGAUGGCGCUUGCGGUUUGUGUAGUAAUUCUUCUCGCGUUUUUGAACAUGAAGGCAAUCCUAGUGAGAGACCCGUCUGUUCGGCAGACGCCAGGAAGUCAUCCUCACUUCAUUGUGGUUUGCAGCAACCAACGGAAGAUAUUCCGACCUUCAUCAGUAACGUCGUCGAAACUCCGCAUGCUGAACCUCUACAAAACGAAGGGGCAUCUUGUCCAUCGAGUCGUGGAGGUGAGGCAUUAUUGAAUAAGGGCGGUGAAUAUAGUGGGAACUGCAAUCAAGCUAGUCCUUCUCCUGAAUGGGACCUGCCGUCAGCUUUGCCAGAAGCUCCCGCUGCGGGAACAACCAAGGCUAACGGCGUGACUUCAAGCCGAGAGUUCCCCUUAUCGUGGCAACAUGCUUAUGGCUUUCACGAUGAGCUUCGUAGGCUGAAAGAUCAGGUCUUGAAUUUGGAGCACGAGAAUGUUGAAAACAAGCAGCAUCAGGAGGAGAUGGCGGCCUUGUUGGUGAAGAGCACAGCCUAUAUGGAGAAGCUAAAGCAUUCUUUACAGGAAGAGAGCCGUCUACGAGAAAACGCAGAAAGGAUAAUUCAGGAAUCUAAGCUGCGGCAACGUGAUGACCGCAAUAUUCAGGGGCCGUCGAGUAACGUCGGAGAAGAGCUUGAUCACUGUUUAUCGUCGCGCGACAUGACGUCCUCGUUUGGGAAGUUCUCUGCGAUCUCAUCCAAUCCGAUGCGACGGAAGAAAUCUCCAAGAUCUGUGCAAAAUACCUCAUCGGCUCUUCUUUCAUCUGCCUCCAUGGACUACCCAAAACGUAAAUUAACAGAGGUCAUGGAGGGAAAGUUAGCCAAGAUGGAGAAGGAAAAUGCUCGUCUCCUGCAUAGUCGUGAGACGCUUUCGAAGAAGCUACGUUCGGCCCUUCUCGCACGUGAGGCCGCUGAGCGAGAUCAACAGCGCACCCAACAACGCCUCAUUGAGUUGGAGAGGCAGCUAGCUCAGGCCGUAUCGGAGAAUCAACAACUGGCCGAGUCGAUCCGCCGCGCUCUUGGAGAGAAGGCGGAUCGGGUGGCUGAGUUGGAGCAGCAGCUGGAGGUCGCUCUCCGGACGCGACGUGCCGCCGAGGAACUCCGUGUGCUGUUCGAGCUCUCGCUGAGUUUUGUUCUCGGGUGGCUAAAUCGGGAUUCGUCUCCGCAGUACGAUGGGGUAUGGGGGCGGGCGGAGGCGGAGCAGACCGAGACUUAUGAGGUCCCUAGCGAAUCGAUUGACGACGGUGGAGAAGGGGAAGCCCCUGAGCUGGUCUGUAAGGCGAACGUAGCCUUACAGAUCACCGAAGGGGACAUUCUGUCAAGUUUAGAGCACCCCAUUGUGCUUACGGAUAUUUGUGUUAAGCCUUCAGGAAUCCCGUUUGGAAAGCCUAGCAGGGUAAAGGAGAUGAAGAUUGAUAGUAAAGAAAUGGUGAAUGUGAAUCCUCUACCGCAAGGUAGGGGCAACCAAAUGCCUGCUUUAUCUAAUGCCACGCUGCUAAGCCUGCCGCAAUGUCAACAGUCGGUGAAUCGAGCGCUGGCUGCUGUGCGUUUGGCUGCACGGCGCCGGCAAUCCACCAACCAGACUGCCUUUCAAUUUUUUUCUGACUCGUGUUUGGGCUUAAUCGGGAAAACUCAAUUUGAGGUUUCUAAUGCACUGGGGGACUUCUCCAAGAGAUUAUUAAUUGCGCAACAACGGCUGCAACAAGCAGUGGUUCAUUUCACACAGUUAGAGGCUCGAGAUGCAGGUAUAGAGGCGCAGCUUCGUUCAGAGCUUAAGCGCAUGCAAGCAGAUAUGAUCCGCAUUAACUCCCGCCUCCGACUUUUGCAGGCGGAAAAGGAGGGUGUAGAGAAGCAGUUGGCUCAGCUCCAGAGGGAUUGCCGUCUGGCGGAUAAAUUGAAUGAAGUGAGGUCCUUUGUGGCAGAUCUGCGGCGCACUGUAGGCCAUGCACUACGUGAAACCGUGAGUGAUCUUCAAGACGUCGUAGCGGUAGACGCCAAUAGCUUACGGGGGCCUUUUCUAAGACAAAUUCAAGCGGUCGCGCUCCGGGGGGAGGCCCACCUUGAGUUAAUUGAUCGUUUCCUGACUUGCAAACAUUCUGAUCCUUCAUCUGGUGGUGUCCCACACGAAGAUGGCGACGACGAAGACUUUGCAUCCGUACGAUCUUCUUGUGUUUCGAAAGUAAAGCAGCGCGCACCUCCUGCCUCACCUAACCCCACAUCAUGCAUGGCCAUCGGCUCGUUGGGUGCGCAUGAGGAGAUAGAGAGGACCGAUGAGGCGAUGAGCUUAGCUCAGAAUAAUACUGAGCAUAACCUCAAGCGCGAUGGGGAUCAUGCGGUUAUGCCUUCCGGUGCGGAAGGCAGCACGUUUCAUGAAGGAGCGCGUCCGGAUUCGCUACAGAGCACAAGCAUGAUGACGCCGCGCCAAAUGAAGAUUUAUUACCAUAUGAAGCACCUCAUACAAGCUUCGCCAUCCCCAUUUCCCACACUCGCGGGGCGAUCACCUGUUGUUCAUCCUGCACCGCACCCGUACAUGGCAACACCAUCCUCUGUUUCUGCAACGCAUCAUUCUCGCGAGAGUGGUUCUCGUGAUAAUGCGACCCCGGCACGCCUUGCGGCAGCAGCGUCGCCAGAGAGGGAUGGAUUGGUGCAGGGGGCAAGGGCCCUCACGCGUCAACUCACCAACAUGUGUAAGCUGAUUGAAAAUAGCUCGGAGCAGAGUGCCGAUCAUGCGAGAAACAUACAGAGCAGUAUUGCCUCAUACGAGAAGAACAUCAAGAACGCAAUAGAGACAGUCGCCACCGUGAUAUUGGAGCUUCUACGGGAAGGAUUUGCUACACACACAAAAGGGGAGAACACUACGGUGGCUCUGAGUGUGCCCUCGUCUCUUAUGCCUGGUGGUACAUCCUUGCCACUCUCCCCUCCCGCUACUUCUUUGGUCCAGUCAGCCGUGCAAGGAUUUUGUUGCCGUUGCGGAGGUUAUUCUGUGUCAAAUUCCCAAACGGCAACCCAAACUAAAGUUCUUAUUCCAGAUCAAAAGCCCUCCUUUGCGUGCUCUUCCACUACCAUCCCAGCAGCAGUGGAGUCCUUUGAGGGAAGGCAGGACUCCUGGCAGCAUAAGCAGUCGCACAACCCACAGUCUUGCUGUGCCCAGCACCUUGACGAUUCAUGCUCCACCUCGCCGUUGAUGUUUCACCCUUCAUCGGCUCGACUUGAACGGGCUUGUGAAUCCAUGGAAGUCAGUUCUACAAGCUGCUCUGCAUCUUGUGCAAGAGCUGAAAACAAAGAGACUAGGAGUGUGGAAAUCAGGGGAGGAGGGAUCAUGACCAGCCCCAUGCGGGAUCCUACAUCUUCUACCAUGUGUUGUGAAUUGUCAUGGGGAAAGGGAACACGGCGAGUGCGAACCCAGCAUCGCGACCUCAUGGGUUCACUUACCAACGAUUCAAGUUCACCCAUUGUCAAUCCUGAAAAGGCAGAUGACAAAUCCGAUGAGAGUUUCUCUUUUGAUGAGUAG
Molecule: messenger RNA, 3693 nt
Organism: Phytomonas sp. EM1
Lineage: Eukaryota; Euglenozoa; Kinetoplastea; Trypanosomatida; Trypanosomatidae
Source: the annotation of a GenBank genome assembly